Messenger RNA from Dovyalis caffra, 1599 nucleotides. Lineage: Eukaryota; Viridiplantae; Streptophyta; Magnoliopsida; Malpighiales; Salicaceae. The record is from the annotation of a GenBank genome assembly.
AUGAGUCAUCCAAUAAAACCCAAAAAAGUUUCCAUCUUUAAAAUCUCACCACUACCAAGCCCAUCUCUUAAAACCCCAUCAAUUCGCUCUCGCUUAAGCAAACUUUGUCAAGAAGGGCAACUUCUUAUCGCACUCCAACGGUUUGACACACUUCCCCGCCCAACAACUGUCAUUUGUAACUCCAUCAUAAUUGGCUUCAUUUGCAAUAACUUGCCUUUUGAAGCCAUUUUGUUCUAUUCCAAGCUAAAAAGUUGCAGUCUUGGAACCAAUUUUGAUUCAUAUACUUACUCUUCUACACUCAAAGCUUGCGCGAAAACGCGCAGUUUAAAGAUUGGUAAAGCCAUUCAUUGCCAUCUUAUUCGGUGUUUACCAAAUCCUAGUAGAAUUGUGUAUAAUUCCCUUUUGAAUAUGUUCUCUAGUUGUUUAAGCAAUGUGAGUUAUUUUGAUUACUUUAAGGAUGAUUUAGUGCAUAAAGUUUUCGAUGCGAUGAGAAAGAGAGAUGUUGUUGCUUGGAAUACUGUGAUUUCUUGCGUAGGAGAUUUUAAGAAUGCUAAUGUUCUUUAUGGGAUGCUUGUGAAAAUCGGUAGUAAAUAUUUGAAUGACUUAUUUAUUGUGAGUUCGGCAAUAUUCAUGUUUGCAGAGCUUGGACGUGUUGAUUUUGCUAGGAAGGUUUUUGACCAUUGUGUAGAGGAGAAUACGAAAAUCUGGAACACUAUGAUUGGUGGAUAUGUACAGAAUAAUUGUUUGGUUGAGGGUAUUGAUCUUUUUGUUCAAGCUGUGAAAACAGAACAAACUGUUUUAGAUGAUGUAAUCUUUCUCUCAGCAUUAACAGCUAUCUCACUGUUGCAAUGUCUAGACUUGGCUCAGCAGCUGCAUGCCUUUAAUGGAAUGGAUGAUGAGGUGUUGAUGCUUGUAUAUGAGAUGCAGAAUCAAGGGUUUGCAAUUGAUUCUGUGACAGUAACUGCUCUACUUUUUGCAGCAUCUAAUCUUAGAAACCAAGAAAUUAGAAAGCAGACCCAUGCUUAUCUUCUUAGGCAUGGGAUACACUUUGAAGGAAUGGGCGGUUAUCUUAUAGACAUGUAUGCAAAAUGUGGCUUGAUUAGACCUUCACAGCAAAUUUUUGAGAGAGGCAAUCAUGGGCUAGUAGAAGAAGCUUUUGUUACCUUUAGACAAAUGCUUGAGAAAAAUGUAAUGCCCAAUGCUGUAGCCUUAGCAUCCAUUCUCCCUACUUGUAAUCCUGUGGGAAGCGCAAUCAAUUAUGCUGAAAGCGUGUUUACCAAAUUACCGAAGAAAAAAUCUGCUACCUACACAACAAUGAUAUUGGGUUGUGGUCAACAUGGGAUGGGCGAAAGAGCUCUCUCCCUGUUUCAUUCAAUGCAGAAAUCUGGGAUUGAACCUGAUGCCAUUACUUUCGUUGCUAUCUUGUCAGCUUGCAAUCAUUCAGGGUUGGUUCAUGAAGAGUUGAUGGGGGUGGUUGAAGCUUAUGAUUUUGUUAAACAAUUAGGUGAAGCUGGCAAUGUGUUGGAAAUUUGGGGAUCACCAGAAUCUAUCUUUAUUAUCUACUUUGAUUCUGAUAGAUCAAGUGCAAUUGUCUGUUAG